Chara braunii is the source of this 692-nucleotide messenger RNA. The record is from the annotation of a GenBank genome assembly. NCBI's taxonomy places the organism in Eukaryota, Viridiplantae, Streptophyta, Charophyceae, Charales, Characeae.
GCUUACUCAUCACGAGUUCGGAACUGAAUCCACUUUGGCAAGUAUGAGAUGCAUCUAGACCUGAUCAACGGCUAGGAGGCUUCUGCUAGAGCAAUAAUCUGCUUUUAUACGGUGCCGGCUCGCACUCCGGAAUCAUGGAAUUCUGGAAUCAGAACCCUCUGCUGUUUCUUCAACUAUGGGGCAUUUUUUUCAUCAUCGCCGAACAACUGAGUGGUUUUGCGCCGCCGCCGCCUGAAGACACACUCCUUACUCAGGCGGAAUGGAAACGACGGCUUAGGCUUGAUCUUCUCCAUGCCAUAAGAGAGGAAACAAGUGGAGAAGAUUUCAGAUCAGACAGGGCAACUGUACACAAGGAAUCUUCAUUGGAGAAUAUCAAAGCACCUAUUUUCGCAAGAUUCGCAAAACAAAAGUUAGAGGGCAUUCGGAUUGAGCAAUUGUCAUAUCUUCCACGAGCAUCGAUCUACCACAACUUCAUUAGCAAGGAGGAAGCUACCUACCUCAUCGAUAAAGCUCUGCCUAGGUUGGAUAUUUCAAGAGUUAUCGAGCAAGUGCCCCCCCGGGCGCAUCUGAUCCCCCCGCGAAGGGCUCCUGCGAUCGACCAGUCUACGGCGUGACCGUACUUUUCGAGGGCUUAAGCGUGCAUGAGGUUGCGCCUCAAAGGGUUACGAAGUGACGGAGCACUGCUAAAUGCC